AUCGUUGUAUGACAACCAGAUCAUGUCUCUGAGCAACGGGACCUUCAGCCCUCUCACAAACAUCCAGACCAUGCACUUGGGGGCCAACCCUUUUGUGUGUGACUGCAAUUUAGCAUGGCUGGGGGCCUACCUGGCAGACAACCCCAUAGAGACUUCAGGAGCUCGCUGUCACGAACCCAAUAAGCUCUCCAAGAAGCCCUUUGGUAGACUCAGGCCGGAGAGCUUCAGAUGUACAGAAGAAUUGCGGGCGAAGUAUAAUGGUCGUUGUGAUGAAGUUGACAUCUGCCCUACUCAGUGCCGGUGUGAAGGAACCCGAGUGGACUGUUCAGGCCGUGACCUGACCGCUGUGCCCGACGACCUGCCUGCUCUCACUACUACUUUAGACCUCAGCUACAACCAGCUGUUUUCUUUGGAUGGGUCUUCAGGCAUUCGGCGCCUGAAGGACUUAAACCGCUUGGACCUUUCUCAUAAUCGUCUUACAAGCUUAGGUCCUGAGUUCUUCAGAGGUGCAAGGGCACUCACCCAUCUCAAUGUGUCGCACAACAAACUGGUACAGAUGCCUGAGAGUGUAGUGCGAAGGCUCAGGGUCCUGACCCAGCUUGACCUAGCAGGGAACCACAUAUCCUGCCUCUCCAGGAAGAUCAUGGAACAUCUACCUGCACUUACAAAUUUGGAUAUGUCAUCUAAUCCUUUAAACUGUGACUGUCGAGCUUCAUGGUUGGCUGAAUGGUCACUCCAGCGAGAAGAAUCAAUCCCUCCAACCUGCCACCUUCCAGCUGUACUCAGAGACACUCCCAUCACAAAAGUUCAGAUGCAUUUACUAACUUGCUCUGGUGAAAACAGCAAUGAAGCAGACUGCAAUGGAUCUGUGUAUUGUCCACCAGAGUGUCAGUGCCGGGGCAAAGUUGUCCGCUGUUCUAGAGCCCACCUCACUCAAAUACCCAGAGGCAUCCCACCUGAUACAACAGAGCUGUACUUGGACGUCAAUGAGAUAAAAGCAAUAGAUCCUGAACGUUUAAAGCACCUCAAGUCUUUAAAAAGACUUGACCUGAGCAACAACCAGAUCACCAUUCUCUCCAACAAGACAUUCUCAGAACUCAUCCAGCUGUCGACUUUGAUUGUGUCGUACAACAAGCUCGGGUGUAUGGAGAGAGACUCUCUUCUAGGCUUGAAGGCACUCAGGAUUCUUUCUCUGCAUGGGAAUGAUGUAUCAUUUAUCCCAGAGGGAACAUUCCGGGAUCUUAAGACCAUUACUCACAUAGCACUUGGGGCUAACCCACUUUAUUGCGACUGUUCAAUGGCUUGGCUCGCCAAAUGGGUAGGUGGAGAUUACGUGGAGCCAGGAAUUGCUCGUUGUGCUGACCCAAGACCCAUGAGGGACAAGCUUGUACUUACAACACCACCUGAGAUGUUCAUCUGCUCAGAUAGAGUGCCUGAUGAGGUCUUGGCCAAGUGUGACUUGUGUUACACCCGACCCUGCCAAAAUGGAGGUGUUUGCAGAUCGAGUCCUGGUCAGCAAUAUGAAUGCCGUUGUACCGCAGGUUUCCAUGGUCCCGAGUGUCAAUACAGAAUUGAUGCUUGUUAUGGAAACCCUUGCAAUAAUGGAGGCACUUGCAAAGUGUUUGAAACAGGAAGAUAUGUAUGCCACUGUCCCACUGGGUUUGAGGGUGGUCGAUGUGAAGUUAACAUUGAUGACUGCUCUAACAACAAGUGCAUUAAUGGUGCUAGCUGCAUAGAUGGUAUAACCUCGUAUUCCUGUUCUUGUCCAGCUGGUUAUACUGGGGAAUACUGUGAAAAAAAGAUUGCAUUUUGUUCCAAAGAGUUUAACCCUUGCAAAAAUGGUGCUAGUUGUAUUGACCACGGGACAAGCUAUGAGUGCCAGUGUAACCUUGGAUGGUCUGGUAACAACUGCACUGAGAACAUAGAUGAUUGUGUCAAUCAUAUGUGCCAGAAUGGUGGGCAGUGCAUUGAUGGAGUUGGAGAUUUUGAAUGCAAGUGUUCAGGUGACUGGAGUGGUCGCUACUGUGAGUUGGGCCCCUCUGUUUUACUUCAAACAGAGCCAUGCCUGCAUCAUGACUGUCGCCAUGGGGUGUGUAUUGUGCCCCAAGGAGAAAUGGAAUAUGUCUGUAAAUGCUCUCCAGGUUACUCAGGUAAAUACUGCCAACAUAUGACAGCUCUGAACUUUAUUGACAAAAGUAGUUUUGUGCAACUUACAACACCUCCAGUCAAACCAUCUAUUAAUGUCACCAUCAGCUUCACCACUCGCACAGCCAAUGGCGUCCUGGUCUACAUUGGUAAAGACAGACAACAUUUAGCUGUGGAAGUAUUUAAAGGUCGCCUUCGAAUCAGCUAUGAUGUGGGCAAUCACCCAGCUUCAACCAUGUUUAGCUAUGAACUUGUUAGUGAUGAAUCUGAACACACAGUCGAGUUACUUUCUGAACGUCAAAAUUUCACCCUUCGUGUUGAUGGUGGCAUUGCACGUUCCAUGGUCAAUGAUGGAGAGCAAGAGUAUCUGGAAGUAGAUACCCCAAUAUUCCUGGGUGGUGUUCCUGCAGAUGUGGCCAGACAUGCUCAAACUCACUGGCACCUCAGGAAUUCUACAAGUUUUAGAGGCUGUAUGAGUCGUGUGGAGAUUAAUGGUCGAUUGCAAGAUUUGGCUGAGAGUGAAAAGCAAAAUAAAGUGGUACCAGGCUGUGGAGACUCUGAGCAGAGAGACCAAGGUGCCAUCAGACUCAUUGAACGGACUACACCAGCAGUCAGGGUUUCCAAAGCAAAGAAGACAAGAGGAGAAAAUGAUGCUUGUGCUGAACACCAGUGUGAAAAUGGUCAGUGCCGUCCUCGUCAACAUAGUGAUGGUUAUCGGUGUAGGUGCAAGAAAGGAUGGAGUGGCAAGUUCUGUAACAAAGACAAUAAUGCUUGUAUAGCCAAUCAAUGUGAAAAUGGCAGAUGUCGGCCACGCCGGCGAAGUAGUGGUUACCGAUGUCGGUGUAAAAGGGGCUGGAGUGGCAAAUUCUGCAACCAGCCUCCAUCUUGUCGGAGAGAAAGAGAAAAGGCAUAUGUAUUUGAUUAUGGCUGCCGUUCACGGUAUCCUAUAAAGCAGUUUACCUGUAAUGGGAACUGUGGAAAAGACUGUUGCCAACCUAAACGAUACCACAAGAAACGGGUAGCAAUGAUUUGUAAUGAUGGAACAAAAUACGCAAAAGACGUCGAUAUCAUACGCAAGUGUAGGUGCUCGCGAGAUUGUGAUGGCAUGUAAUAUAGAAAAUGAAGGAUAUUUACAAACUGAUAAGUGUGCAGAUGACCUAUUUCAAGAAAUCUUUGUAAUGUUGAGAAUCAACAUGUAUUCACAACAGAAAUACAUAGUAUAUCUUCAGUACUCACAGUGCGGGUAAAUUAUUAAAUCAUAAACAUGAGUUUUUUGAUAGCUAUAGUUUGUGUGGAGGUAGAAUGAAGUUACAUGCUUAUAUUAUAGCAUUAUUAUUACAUACUCGACCUCAAGCUUUAUGUGCAGUGAAGAAAUUUGUGUACAUAGUCAUACAGUGCUAACAGUUAAAUCUAAAGUGAUGUGUGAAUUAUGAUUAGCUUUAUAUAUAUAUAAAUAUAUAUAUUCCAAGAAUAGAUAUUAUCUUGACACUUCCUGGGUUCUGUGACUUGAAAAUGUAAGAAUGUUUUGAGAAAACAGUAUGGCGCAGAUUCUUAACUGACAAAAGUAUAGUGACUUUAUUAAUCAUAUUCUAUGAAUAUCCUGAUUCCAGGCAGAAAGAACAUUUAACUAAAAUGUGAUUAUCUCAUUGACCAGACAAAUUUACAACAAGUAGAACCUGCUACUACAUACUGCUAGCCCAAGAAAACAUUUUAGUGAAUAGGGAUCUCAAUGAGGAUGUGAUGUAGCAUGCUAUUAGUGACAGCAUCUGCUAACUUUACUGAUAUGCCCAUAACAAUGUGUGAUGAGAUGUCACUAUUGCCAUGUGUCACUAUUGUGGAUGUUGGACAUUGAAGGGGCGGUGGUAACAUGUGAUGAAGUUAUUUAAUAAGUCGUGGUGGCCAUCAUGACUAAAUUUCUUGCAAAACAAUGUUACAAGCACUGAUGGGGGCAGUGGAGAAGCUAUACAGAUCUCAAGAAGUGACAACCUAAUUAAAUACUGUGAAAGGGUGUUUAGUUAGUGUACUUGUGGUAACAGAUCUUAUAUACUGUGAGGAAAGUAGUUUAGGUCUCAAAUGCUGAAUGUAAUCUAAGCUCUCAAAAUCAAAUCCUCUCUUCCAAAGCUUUGAGAGAGUGCUUUAUCCAUGCCUGUUUGCACCUUCCUGAGGUUGGCAAACUAGGUACACUAUAAAGGGUGCCAUGAUGCACAGAGCAGUGCUUGAGCUCAGUCUACAAGCAUCGUCACCAUCGCCUAUAAGGUCUCUACUCAGGCCAAGAAUGGAAAGCAGAUGAUCCCAUUUACUGUUGUCAGAAGCUUCAUCCAUAGCCACUAGGCUGUAAAGAGGCCUAACAUGUCACCCUCACAACCAGUGCUUCCUGGCUCAGCUAACAUUCUGUCUGUUGGUACUUGAUCAAGAUCGUGUAUUGAUCAUCGUCCAGUAUUGGUGUCACAAGUUCCGUGUCGUUCUCCUAACUGUGUUUUGUAGUAGCUUCUCCAAAGUGACCACAACAAAGUACUUCCCUCCAUAAUGCCUGUAAUUAAUUUCUAUGUAAAAUAAGUAACUGCGAUAAAUAGCUUUUCAAGAUCUAUUUAAAAAUAUUAAUCUGUAUCUUAAUGGACCUGCAACUUUUAUGUCAGGUAUUCAUUCUUAAAAAAAAAAUAGUAAUAUACUUGUUUAUAUGGCUUAAUUGAUUUAGAAUCAUAACACAGAUCAAGCCAAGUUUAUAAUGGGAAGAUUAUAAUGUUAUCUCCGUAUUUGUUAUACAGCAUAAUUACAUAUGUAUUUUAUGUUAAAAAAACAUAAAUAAGUCAAAUCUAGAUUCUAUUCUAUAUCAAAAUCAGAAUUUUCAAAUCAUGCAAAAAGAUAAUUAGAAUAAAAAUAUAAACUGAACAAAACAUUAAUAUAUCAAAAUGUUUAGAGGUCACUACAUUUUAUGAAGUCUGUUGUAGUUGAUACAACAAUAAUUAAUUUGAAGAAUUAACAUUAUGCAGAAAAGACUAAUAUCUUUGCAAAAUAUAUUAACAAUAAAUAUUUAAUUGAAGAUGUUACAUAUCCUGCCCUGACUAUUAUUCCUAAACUAUAGAAGACUCAUGACAUGAAUGUCUAAGAAACACUGUUGCAGUUACCGUAUUAAGAAACAAAACACCCAAACCAAGAACUACAACAGUGCUAACCUCAAGGCACCAACAUGGAACCAACAACUGCAGAAAGUAUGAAUAUAGUCAUUAUACCUCAACAUUUGCCAAAAAUGCAAUCGAGGAUAUGGAGAAAAUCUAUAUUUGCAAUAAUCGAUAAUAUAUGACUGAAAUGUGUAGAGUGCAGCUCCUCUAUGAGUUACAUUCUCAAAAAGCUCCUUUAAAUUCUAUUUUAAUUUAUUAAAUAUUUUACUUUAUUCAACUUUGAUUUAUGUUUUUAUGCUGUUUUUAUUCUGUGCAUACUGAGAUACCUCUAUUUUUUAUCUGUAUAAAAUGUUUACUUACUUUAUGCUGCAGAUAGAUGGCAACCAUUUUGGUUCAAUCAACACCUAGGUGUAUUGAACAUUGCUGUUGGGAUAAUAAUGCAAGACUAACUGAUAGUCAUUUAAAUGUUGGAUGGUAUACUUUGUGUCACCAUAUUUAAAACUGUGUUUAGAAAGGCUAAAAUUGGUUUCAUUGUACAUAUUUGUACACAGAAACAGGUACAUCCUUUGUAUUAUAUCUCUUGUCAGUUUAAACUAAUUAAAUUGUAACAUUACAUGACAUUUAAACUGAUAUUCAUAAUUUAUUACAUGUUUGUACAGAUAUUUAAUAUUAGUUUUGUUAUGAAUCUCCUUGGAAAAUACCUUAUUAUAAUAUAAAAUUUCGUUUAUUUAAAAUGUCAAUAUCAUAUAUUUUUAUGUGACAACUUAAUAUAAAACAGAAGCAAACUAAUAAAACUGGAAAAUAA
Molecule: messenger RNA, 6069 nt
Organism: Procambarus clarkii (red swamp crayfish)
Lineage: Eukaryota; Metazoa; Arthropoda; Malacostraca; Decapoda; Cambaridae
Product: slit guidance ligand
Biological process (GO): axon guidance
Molecular function (GO): calcium ion binding; Roundabout binding; heparin binding
Source: RefSeq, a predicted model, not a curated record